Molecule: messenger RNA, 882 nt
Organism: Enterobius vermicularis (human pinworm)
Lineage: Eukaryota; Metazoa; Nematoda; Chromadorea; Rhabditida; Oxyuridae
Source: the annotation of a GenBank genome assembly
UCUUCAGGCGCCACAACAAAUGAAUGGCUUUUCACUGCGGAGGUAAUGAAGUACUAUGUGCCUAGCGGACUCGUCAGCACAACAGCGGCAAGUCCAAACAUAACUGAAGAUCCGUGGCGUGAAGAAAAGUACUUUAAAAAUGCCACAUUUGGUCCUCGACUUUUUUGUUGGCUGGAUCCAGAGACACCUUUCCAUUGUGAAAAGGUUACAUAUUUCUCAUCAGACGAACCAGGAGAUGUUACAGCUUCUGUAGAACAGUCUGUCAAAAAAGCCUUUAUAUUUAUGGUUUUUGGGACGUGCCUUGACUUAUGCGGAGUAGCCAGUAUUAUUGUAUGUUGUUAUCGAGAGCAUCCUUACCGGUCUCUUUUGUGUUCAGCCCUUCUGCAUAUUUUUGCAGGUAUAUCGACUUUUUUAUGCAUAAUUGUUUAUAUGUCUUCCGUAUCAAAAGAAGUCGGGAAUAAGCAGUACCCGGCAAGUGAAAUUGAUGAGCCACUAUUUCAUUAUUCUUAUGGUUAUUCGUUCCUGUUACUUAAGAAGUCAGAAGAAAUAUUCUGUAAAAAAGCUGACUUCCCUGAAUGUGAAAGAAAUGAUUUUCAGGCUUCAUUCUUGGGCAUCGAGAUUGCUGCAUUGUUAUCAGUUUUAGUCUAUAUGGCUAAACGUGAUGAAAUAACGUAUAACCGAUACCGCAUAAGGCAUGUUCACUUUUAUCAGUUUGCAUUACGACAGCUAGGAGGGGUUUCAAUAAGAACAAGUGGAACAUAUAAUUGGUCUGUGCUCAGCAAUAUUAAUGAAAAUGUUGACACUUCUUUGUUGACAACAAUGCUUAACAGUCGAUAUUACCAGCAUUCGAGGUUCCGAAGUCUUGAAAGACCGUCUUGGUAA